Molecule: messenger RNA, 1680 nt
Organism: Metarhizium brunneum ARSEF 3297
Lineage: Eukaryota; Fungi; Ascomycota; Sordariomycetes; Hypocreales; Clavicipitaceae
Gene: bik6
Product: Efflux pump bik6
Biological process (GO): transmembrane transport
Cellular component (GO): plasma membrane
Molecular function (GO): transmembrane transporter activity
Source: RefSeq, a predicted model, not a curated record
AUGUCGGACAAGGAGAAGCACGACCCGGACCCGCCGCCGCCGCCGCCGCCCGCCGCCGACAACGACGUCGACUCGGCGGCCGACAGCGGCGACGACGACGAAGCCAAGUCGGAAGACCUCGACGGCCACCGGCCCACGCUGCGCGAAAUCCGGUCCAACACGUCGGGCGCCACGGCGACGGGCAGCCUCGCCCGCCGCGACACGGUGCUCUCGCGGAUACGCUCGCGGCCGGCGCCGACCUUCACGCACCCCCUCGCCCACGUGCGCACGAGCGAGGCCGAGCUCGUGGGCUUCGAGGGCCCCGACGACCCGUACCACCCGCUCAACUGGGCGACGCACAGGAAGGCGUCGACGACGCUGCUGUACGGGCUCGUGACCAUGACGGCGACGUGGGCGUCGUCGGCGUACUCGGCGGGCACGGGGCAGAUUGCGCGCGAGUUCGGCGUGGGCACGCAGGUGGCGACGCUGGGCACGACGCUGUACCUGUUUGGCUUCGGGCUCGGGCCGCUGCUGUGGGCGCCGCUCAGCGAGGUGUACGGGCGCCGCGCCGCCGUCCUGGCGCCCAUGUUUGUCGCCGUGUGCUUCAGCUUCGGCAGCGCCGCGGCCAAGGACCUGCAGACGCUGAUGCUGACGCGCUUCUUUGGCGCGUUUUUCGCCUCGGCGCCCGUCACCAACACGGGCGGCGUGCUGGGGGACCUGUACACGCCGGCGUGGAGGGGGAUCGCCAUGGCGGGCUAUGCCAUGGCCGUCGUGGGCGGUCCGGUGCUGGGACCCAUCGUCUCGGCCGCCGUCGUCGAGCAGCCGUCCCUCGGCUGGCGCUGGACCGAGUACCUCACGGGCAUCCUCCAGGUGGUGGUGCUCGGCGCGGCGCUCGUCUUCAUCGACGAGAGCUACCCGCCCAAGCUGCUCGUCUACAAGGCGCGGCGGCUGCGGCACGACACGGGCAACUGGGCGCUGCACGCGCAGUUCGAGGAAUGGGACGUGGGCGUGGGCGAGCUGGCGCGCAAGUUCCUCCUGCGGCCGCUGCAGCUCCUCUGCACGCCCAUCUGCUUCCUGAUGGCGCUCUACGCCAGCUUCUGCUACGGCAUCCUGUACAUGCAGCUGGGGGCCAUCCCCAUCGUCUUCGGCGAGCUGCGCGGGUGGCGGCCGCUCGUGGCGACGCUGCCGUUCCUAAGCAUCCUCGCCGGCGCCGCGCUCGGCUGCGGCCUCAACGUGUACAACCAGACGCUGUACAACCGCGCCUACCACGCCGCCGGCGACCGCGCCGUGCCCGAGAAGCGCCUGCCGCCCAUGAUGCUGGGCUCGCUGCUCUUCAGCGCCGGCCAGUUCCUGCUCGGCUGGACCGCGCGCCCGUCCGUCCCCUGGAUCGCGCCCUGCCUCGGCCUCGCCAUGCUCGGCGCCGGCUUCUUCACCAUCUUCCAGGCCGCGCUCAACUACCUCGUCGACACGUUCCAGGCCCACGCCGCCUCGGCCGUCGCCGCAAACACCUUUCUGCGCUCGUGCUUUGCCGGCGCCUUCCCGCUCGUCGUCGGCCCGCUGUACCACAACCUCGGCGUCGGCCCGGGGUCCAGCAUCACCGCCGGGUUCGCGGCCCUGCUGAUCCCCGUGCCCUUUGUGUUUUACCGGUACGGCCGCCGCGUGCGCGCCAAGUCCAAGUGGUCUCGGAAAUCCGUCUUUUGA